Nicotiana attenuata is the source of this 990-nucleotide messenger RNA. RefSeq names its product probable trehalose-phosphate phosphatase F. NCBI's taxonomy places the organism in Eukaryota, Viridiplantae, Streptophyta, Magnoliopsida, Solanales, Solanaceae. Gene Ontology annotation, biological process: trehalose biosynthetic process. The transcript is spliced from 6 exons. The coding region runs from base 577 to 807 and encodes 76 amino acids. Gene Ontology annotation, molecular function: trehalose-phosphatase activity. The record is from RefSeq and is a predicted model, not a curated record.
UAAAUCAAUUGGCGGGUCUCUCCUCCAGUCAUCUCCAAAAUAGCUCCUCCCGUACUCCCAAAAUCAGAUCAAAAUCAACGAAAAUCAGUCAAAAAAACCUCAAAAUUCCAAAAUAUAGCAAAUUAGAGAGUUGUUUGCCGGAUUCAAGAGCUCUUUCGCGGUUGGGAUCGAGAUUACGAAGCCUUUGCAUCACUACCUGAUUCUGCUAUUGAUUUAGAGAGACUAAGCUCAGCUUUUUAGGGCUUCUGUUCUUCUGCAGAGUCAACAAUUAUGUUCCUUCUACGGUAAUUCGUUUUCCUUCAAAGAGACCUCAUUAGCAAAUCGAGUUGAGGCCGCGCUCGACUGCUGCUCUUCAUAAUCUCCUUCUCCGGCGAACUCGGCUGAGAAAUCGAGUGUUCUUUUUCCUUUUCCAAGCUUGUUUCAGUGCGAACUGGAUUAGAGGGACCCAGACUUACUGCUGCUCAAAAGAUAUGGUACUGCGUGGUGAGAGUCGGUGGUCAAUAUAUAUGGGCCCGUUUACAAUCAUUUUCUGCUUUUCGGAGAUGGGGCGACUCUGAGCAGGGCAAGGAAAUUAAUAUGUUCCAGCCUGCUCGUAAAUUUUUACCCAUGAUUGAUGAGGUUUUUAAAACCCUUGCCGAGAAAACUAAAGACAUUAAGGAUGCGAAGGUUGAGCACCAUAAGUUUUGUGCCUCUGUACAUUACCGUAAUGUAGAUGAAAAUAAUUGGCCAGUCGUUGCACAAUACGUCCAUGAUGUCUUGAAAGACUACCCUCGGCUACGGCUAACUCAUGGGCGGAAGGUGGAAUAGAUCAAGAAAUAGAAGAUGAAGGCAUUGAAGAUCUAGACCUUACUUAAGAUGAAUUUUGAAUUGCUAUAGAUGAAUGAUCUAGGAAUCUUUUGUUGUCAACAUUUUGAAACUUACUAUCUUGAAAUGUAUUAAACUUAUGCACUUGAGCUAUAUUUCUAUUUUAAAUGAACUGUUACAAUAGCC